Musca domestica (house fly) is the source of this 1304-nucleotide messenger RNA. Its product is annotated as tissue factor pathway inhibitor. Lineage: Eukaryota; Metazoa; Arthropoda; Insecta; Diptera; Muscidae. The coding region runs from base 604 to 1209 and encodes 201 amino acids. The transcript has 3 exons. The record is from RefSeq and is a predicted model, not a curated record. Gene Ontology annotation, molecular function: serine-type endopeptidase inhibitor activity.
AAUUGAAUAGCCAAGUUUCAGUUCAUUCUGAAUUCUUCAAGCGAUCGCAAGUGCCAAAACGCAAUCAAGCAUCUAAACACAGACAUUAGGUAUUUUUGAAAAUCUGAAUUUUUGAAUUAACGCGCAGAAGCGCCGGCAAACGGUGGCCCAGUCAGAAACGAUUAUUUCUUUUCAACGUUUUUGCCAAGAUCUGCAUUUAAUUUCCAUUAUCAGUAACAUCAGUCAGUCAUUCAGUUCUACUUCAGUGCCCCUCAGAGGAAAGCAUUUAUAAAAUACCCCGUGUCCGACACCGCCACUACCAACACCACCUCGCCAAAGACAAAAUCGAGUUGUCCAUAAAGUUUUUUUUUGUGAGUAAUAUUAAAUCGCUUGGCAGCCAUUCAUUCGAACAUUGACUGACCACCAACAGCAUCAGCAUCACCACGCAAACAGUGAAAACUGCAGGUUUCACUUAUCAGGCAACAACAUUAGCCCAGUAUUAAGUUGUUAGGCGUACAAUUAAGCAAAAGUGUUUUCAAUUGCAACGCCACCAAGCGCAAUCCAUCACUUGGGCGCAAGUGAAUUUAUCCAUUACUUAAAACAUCCACGCUUUUUUCGGAAAAAAUGGAAAUUUUAACCAGAGCCUCUUUGCUCCAUGUUCUUUUGUUAUUUAUGGUGAAUUUCUCACAGAACAACUUUGUGCAAGGUGCUGUGGGACUAUAUGGACCCGAUCGUUAUGAAGGUCUUCCAGAAACUUGUCUACAACCCAUGGAUUUCGGUUAUUGUCGUGCCAAAUUACAACGCUACUACUUCGAUAUUCGACGCAUGAAAUGUACCAUGUUCUAUUGGGGCGGAUGUGCCGGCAAUGAUAAUAAUUUUAAAACAAUGGACGAAUGUAAUGACUACUGUUCGGCGGGCUAUGAACAAAGCAACAGUAUUGUUCCACUCAAAAGAGAACGUUCGGAAAAUAAUCCCAACUUCAAUACAAAUUCCAAUGCAAGGUCGUCCAAUUUCAACAGCAGAGGAAAUACUGCCGUCAAUACAUCGAAGUCUACAGCGCCAAAAUUCCCAAUCAAAAGUUCUCCAGCACCCUCGUAUAGGGAUAAUGCCAGCGCCAACAAUGGUACGGCCCGAGCAAAUGUAAAGACUUUUAACAUCAAUCCACCACAAAAAGAACUAAAAUAUCCAACGGCCACAGAUGAUUUGGAAGAUGAAGAGUAUGACGAGUAAAAAGUUCAAUUUGACAGUGAAAUAUUUCGCAAAUAUGUAUAUGUAUUUAUAUCAUAAAAAUUAAUAAAUUAUUGUACCUAUUUAUACUCAAAUAA